Messenger RNA from Emys orbicularis (European pond turtle), 1749 nucleotides. RefSeq names its product solute carrier family 15 member 3 (gene SLC15A3). Gene Ontology annotation, cellular component: lysosomal membrane. Bases 1 to 1749 code for a protein of 582 amino acids. The record is from RefSeq and is a predicted model, not a curated record. NCBI's taxonomy places the organism in Eukaryota, Metazoa, Chordata, Testudines, Emydidae. Gene Ontology annotation, molecular function: dipeptide transmembrane transporter activity. The transcript has 8 exons. Gene Ontology annotation, biological process: dipeptide import across plasma membrane.
AUGGCCCGGAAUGGUACCAGAAGGGAGCGCCGGCCCCUGCUGGGGCAGGAAGAGGCCCCGGCCGGGGGCUUAUGGGAUGCCUUCGAGGGCCGGAAGGUGGCCUGCGCGGCUGUGCUGCUGGUGGAGAUCCUGGAGCGGGCAGCUUUCUUCGGCAUCGUCUCCAAUCUUGUCCUCUACCUCAACAGCAGCAACUUCAAUUGGGGGGGAUCGCAGGCCUCGCGGGCCGCCUUGCUCUUCCUGGGUGCCUCCUACCUGCUCUCGCCCGUCGGGGGCUGGCUGGCUGACGUCUACCUGGGCCGCUACUGGACCAUCACGCUAAGCUUCCUGCUCUACCUGGUGUCGGCCUGCCUGCUGCCCGCCACAGCCUCGUCAGACGGGCGACUCUUUCUGUGCGGGGACAUGCCGGCCUACCCGCUGCAGCAUCCCUGCCGGAACCAGAGUGGGGAGUGCCAGCAGUCGGCACCCGGCCACUACUGUGCCCCUCUGAUGUACACUGGCCUGCUGCUUCUGGCACUGGGCAUCAGCUCCGUCAAGGCCAACCUCACCCCCUUCGGCGCCGACCAGGUGACGGACCGUGGCCACGAUGCCACACGGCGCUUCUUCAACUGGUUCUACUGGAGCAUUAACAUCGGGGCGGUGAUCUCGCUGCUCGUGGUGGCCUUCAUCCAGCAGAAUGUCAACUUCUUCAUCGGCUACACCAUCCCCGCGGCCUGCGUGGCCCUGGCCCUCCUCGUCUUUCUCCUGGCUGCCCCCACCUUUGUCACCAAGCCCCCCGCGGGCAGCCAGGUCUCUGCCAUGCUCAGGCUGGCCUUCCGGGGCAGCUGCUGCAGCCGAGCGCGCCGUAUCAGGCCGGGCGCUCUCCAAUCAGAAGCCCAGGGCGCGGAUCCUCCCCCUGACGGCAAAUCUCAGCCCCGGGCUCCUUCACCCGAGGAGGAUCUUGCCAACUUCCAGGUGAUGGCGAAGAUCCUGCCGGUGCUACUGACCUUCAUUCCCUACUGGAUGGUCUACUUCCAGAUGCAGUCGACUUACUACCUGCAAGGCCUGCACCUCUUCAUCCCCAACAUCUUCCAGCACAACAGCACGGGCAGUGGCGUGGGCAGCAGCUACACGUUCCCUGAUGCCUGGCUCCUGUUAGCCAAUGUGGUGGUCCUGCUGGUUCUGGUCCCACUGAAGGAUCGAGUCAUUGACCCGUUCCUGGUGAGGCGGAAGCUGCUGCCCUCAGCGCUGAAGAGGAUGGCUCUGGGCAUGUUCUUUGGCCUCGCCUCUAUCAUUGUGGCAGGCGCCCUGGAGACCAAGAGGCUGCAGUAUGUGAAGAACAACCAGACCAUCCCGCAGCGCAUCGGAGAGGAUGUGUACUCUGCCGCCACACUGCCCAUCUGGUGGCAGAUUCCCCAGUACCUUCUCAUUGGCAUCAGUGAAAUCUUUGCCAGCAUUCCAGGGCUGGAAUUUGCCUACUCAGAGGCCCCCAAGUCCAUGCAGGGAGCCAUCAUGGGGCUCUUUUUCUUCAUAUCUGGCGUGGGCUCGCUCCUGGGCUCUGGGCUGCUGACUCUCCUCUCAGUGCCGGAGCAUGGCUGGAUGCACUGCCCCAAGGACUACGGGAACAUUAACAAUUGCCACAUGGACUAUUACUUCUUCCUCCUGGCUGGGAUCCAGACUGUGACCUUCAUGCUCUUCUUCUGGAUCUCUGGCCACUACGAGAGGCAGCAGCAGCCCAACUGCCACGCCUGCGUCGGCCGCGAAGGGGACUGA